CGGAUGCUGGGGUCGUGAAGCCUGAUGGGAAAGGUAGUUUUGCGAACGACUUAACCUAGAGGUUAGCGAGGUUGGAAGUUCUGAGGCCCGGGGCGCCUGGAGUCGGAGAGAGAUGGAGCUGGAGCAGAGAGAAGGGACCAUGGCAGCCGUGGGCUUUGAAGAGUUCUCAGCGCCGCCAGGCUCAGAGUUGGCGCUGCCUCCUUUGUUCGGUGGUCACAUUCUGGAGAGCGAACUUGAGACAGAAGUGGAGUUUGUGUCUGGGGGUCUGGGUGGCUCCGGGCUCCGGGAGCGAGAUGAAGAGGAAGAGGCAGCCCGGGGCCGGCGGCGGCGCCAGCGGGAACUAAACCGCAGGAAGUACCAGGCGCUAGGUCGGCGCUGCCGGGAGAUCGAGCAGGUGAACGAGCGGGUCCUGAACAGGCUCCAUCAGGUACAGAGGAUAACUCGGAGACUCCAGCAGGAGCGGAGGUUCCUCAUGAGAGUGCUGGACUCCUACGGUGACGAGUACCGCGCCAGCCAGUUCGCCAUCGUGCUGGAGGACGAGGGCAGCCAGGGCACAGACGCCCCCACCCCAGGCAACGCCGAGAACGAGCCUCCAGAGAAAGAGGGGCUGUCGCCGCCUAGAAGGACGCCCGCACCCCCUGAACCUGGCAGCCCGGCCCCUGGCGAGGGGCCCAGCGGGCGGAAGAGGCGGCGAGCCCCCCGGGACGGCCGCCGAGUGGGAGCUGCGCUGACUCCGGAACUGGCCCCGGUACAGAUUAAGGUCGAGGAAGACUUCGGCCUUGAAGCGGAUGAGGCCCUGGACUCCGGCUGGGUUUCUCGGGGGCCAGACAAGCUGCUGCCCUACCCCACCCUAGCCAGCCCCGCCUUUGACUGACCCCCCUCCCCCCAGUAAACCAACGCCUACACUUGC
Kogia breviceps (pygmy sperm whale) is the source of this 910-nucleotide messenger RNA. It is a transcript of the gene TFPT, whose product is annotated as TCF3 fusion partner. Gene Ontology annotation, biological process: apoptotic signaling pathway; apoptotic process; positive regulation of apoptotic process. The record is from RefSeq and is a predicted model, not a curated record. Gene Ontology annotation, molecular function: DNA binding. Gene Ontology annotation, cellular component: Ino80 complex. Lineage: Eukaryota; Metazoa; Chordata; Mammalia; Artiodactyla; Physeteridae.